UGGGGAAGAGGUUUUGCUUGUGUUUCACCAGGAGAAAAUCAGCUUCCUGUUUGGAUACCCACUAGACAUUUGAAGUUCUACAAUGAACCCAUCGGAGAUGCAAAGGAAAGCGCCUCCACGGAGACGGAAACACCGCAAUCAGGCACCAUUGACUCGCAGGAUGAAUCAAGUGGUGAUAUUAGAAAAACAGAUGAAGUCACCACGCACCAAGAAGGCGGAGCUGCCAACCUGGGCACAGUUAAAGAAGCUGACACUGUUAGCUAGAAAAAGCCUAGCUAGCACAAAGGUGACACAAACCUCAGAAAAAAUGCUGUUUGCAGCUUUAAUGGUUGUAUCAAUGGUGGUAAGUCUCCCCAUGCCUGCAGGAGCAGCUGCAGCUAAUUAUACCUACUGGGCCUAUGUGCCUUUCCCGCCCUUAAUUCGGGCAGUCACUUGGAUGGAUAAUCCCAUUGAAAGCAAGAGAAGGCGUGUGGAUCCCUGUGUCCAUGGAUCGACCAUGGGAGGCCUCGCCAUCCAUUCAUAUUUUGACUGAAGUAUUAAAAGGCAUUUUAAAUAGAUCCAAAAGAUUCAUUUUUACUUUAAUUGCAGUGAUUAUGGGAUUGAUUGCAGUCACAGCUAC
Symphalangus syndactylus (siamang) is the source of this 619-nucleotide messenger RNA. Its product is annotated as endogenous retrovirus group K member 25 Env polyprotein-like. NCBI's taxonomy places the organism in Eukaryota, Metazoa, Chordata, Mammalia, Primates, Hylobatidae. The record is from RefSeq and is a predicted model, not a curated record.